Molecule: messenger RNA, 2087 nt
Organism: Syngnathoides biaculeatus (alligator pipefish)
Lineage: Eukaryota; Metazoa; Chordata; Actinopteri; Syngnathiformes; Syngnathidae
Gene: atic
Product: 5-aminoimidazole-4-carboxamide ribonucleotide formyltransferase/IMP cyclohydrolase
Exons: 15
Coding region: 139-1914 (591 amino acids)
Biological process (GO): 'de novo' IMP biosynthetic process
Cellular component (GO): cytosol
Molecular function (GO): phosphoribosylaminoimidazolecarboxamide formyltransferase activity; IMP cyclohydrolase activity
Source: RefSeq, a predicted model, not a curated record
GGAAGCACGUGAUGAAAAAAUUAGCGAAGCGCAAGCAUUGAAACGCCUUUUCAGGAUCCUUCCAAUGUUGGACUUUGUCCGUGUCUCGAGAACUUUUGCGUUUCUUCUUCGUGCUAACUGAGCAUCGUGAGUGUGAAAAUGACUUCGUCAGAACUCGCACUGUUGAGCGUGUCGGAUAAAGGCGGACUGCUGGAGUUUGCCAAAAGGCUGGUGGACGUUGGUUUGGCUCUGGUAGCAUCAGGUGGGACAGCCAAAGCCCUGCGGGAUGCCGGACUGACUGUCAGGGAUGUUUCGGAACUCACCGGACACCCAGAGAUGCUGGGGGGCCGCGUCAAGACCCUCCAUCCCGCCGUCCACGGCGGUAUCCUGGCCAGGAAAACGGCCGGUGACGCUGCAGACAUGGAUAAACUCGGCUACAGCCUGGUCAGGGUGGUGGUGUGCAACCUGUACCCGUUUGUCAAAACUGUCUCCGACCCGGACGUUCAAGUGGAAGACGCCGUGGAGCAGAUUGACAUCGGCGGCGUAACGUUGCUGAGGGCGGCGGCCAAGAAUCACGCACGGGUCACAAUUGUGUGCGACCCCGCUGAUUAUUCACUGGUUGCCACGGAGAUGGAGAGCGCAGAAGACAAGGACACAACAUUGGACACACGGAGGACUCUGGCUCUCAAAGCUUUCACUCACACGGCCCGGUACGACGACGCCAUAGCCGAUUACUUCCGCGGGCAGUACAGCCGCGGCGUUUCGCAGCUGCCGCUGCGCUACGGCAUGAACCCGCACCAAGCGCCCGCCCAGCUGUACACGCUGCGCUCGGCCCUCCCCCUCAAAGUGGUCAACGGCUCUCCCGGCUUCAUCAACUUGUGCGACGCCCUGAACGCGUGGCAGCUCGUCCGGGAACUGAGGAGCGGCCUCGGCGUGGCCGCCGCCGCGUCCUUCAAGCACGUCAGCCCUGCCGGAGCUGCAAUCGGCGUUCCUCUGACUGAAGAGGAGGCAAAGGUGUGCAUGGUCCAUGACAUGUUGGAGGGUCUCACCCCGCUGGCCACCGCCUACGCCAGGGCGAGAGGUUCAGACCGGAUGUCUUCUUUUGGCGACUUCAUUGCCGUGUCCGACGUGUGUGAUGUUCCCACUGCCAAGAUUAUAUCAAGAGAGGUGUCUGACGGGAUAAUCGCACCAGGUUACGACGACGAGGCACUCAGGAUCCUGUCGAAAAAGAAAAACGGGAAUUACUGCGUGCUUCAGAUGGAUCCCGACUACGAGCCCGACGACACCGAGGUGCGAGUGUUGUUUGGCCUCUACCUCAAACAAAAAAGGAACGGUGCGCUUAUCGAUCGGGAGUUCUUCAGCAACGUGGUGUCCAAGGGCUCGCUGUCCGAGGCGGCCGUCCGUGACCUCACCGUGGCCACCGUCGCCGUCAAGUACACUCAGUCCAACUCGGUGUGCUACGCCAAAAACGGACAGGUGAUCGGGAUCGGCGCGGGACAGCAGUCUCGGAUCCACUGCACCAGACUGGCGGGUGACAAAGCUGACAACUGGUGGCUCAGACACCACCCUCGUGUGCUGGCCAUGAAGUUCCGCGGUGGCGUCAAGCGAGCGGAGAUGGCCAACGCCAUUGACCAGUAUGUCAGCGACACCGUCGGAGAGGGCCCCGAUUUGGCCGUGUGGAAAUCGAUGUACGAGGAGGUUCCUGAGCUGCUCUCAGCGAGCGAAAAGAAGAACUGGAUCAGCUCCCUGCAGGCGGUGGCCGUCAGCUCCGACGCCUUCUUCCCCUUCCGAGAUAACAUCGAUCGAGCCAAACGGAGCGGCGUGGGGUACAUCGCGGCUCCGUCGGGGUCCGCCGCUGACCGGGUUGUGAUCGACGCCUGCGACGAGCUGGGCAUUACCCUGGUGCACACCGACCGGCGACUCUUCCACCACUGAGUGCACUCAAGAAGCACAUUUUGUCUGGCACUGAAAAUAUCGGAAACGUUCCUCCGCUUGCUAUUUUCAACACUUGAAAUUCAUUCCUGACUUGUGAAACUGAGACGUCGUUGCCAAUGUAGGUCAGUCAUGAUUCAUUAUGAUCAUGUAAUAAACGUUUGGUCAUCAAAGCA